UCUCUCUGUAUAAAUCUUCUCUCAUCACACUGCAUUAGCCAUUCCAUCACUCAGCACCACAGCCAAAUUUCUCUACUCUUCUUCCAUUUUCUUGCCCUUUGAAUUUUCUUGAUUUUCUCGCUUACGAGAUGGAGAGCAAAGAGGAGGAUGUGAAUCUGGGUGCCAACAAGUUCUCGGAGAGGCAGCCGAUCGGGACGGCGGCGCAGAGCCAGGACAAGGACUACACGGAACCACCACCGGAGCCGCUUUUCGUGCCCAGUGAGCUGACGUCGUGGUCCUUCUACAGAGCUGGGAUUGCUGAGUUCAUUGCCACUUUUCUGUUUCUGUAUGUGAGCAUUCUGACUGUUAUGGGGGUUAACAAGUCUGACUCCAAGUGUUCGACAGUCGGAAUUCAGGGAAUUGCUUGGGCGUUUGGUGGAAUGAUCUUUGCCCUUGUUUACUGCACUGCUGGAAUUUCAGGUGGACACAUCAACCCUGCUGUGACGUUCGGGCUAUUCUUGGCGAGAAAGUUGUCGUUGACGAGGGCGUUGUUCUACAUGGUGAUGCAGUGCCUGGGAGCCAUCUGCGGGGCUGGUGUGGUGAAGGGGUUCGGCAAGACCCUCUACCAGACCAAGGGCGGUGGUGCCAACGUGGUUGCACACGGCUACACCAAGGGCGACGGCCUUGGUGCCGAAAUUGUUGGUACUUUUGUUCUUGUUUACACUGUCUUCUCUGCUACUGAUGCCAAGCGCAGCGCUAGAGACUCCCACGUCCCUAUAUUGGCACCAUUGCCUAUUGGGUUUGCCGUGUUCUUGGUGCACUUGGCGACCAUCCCUAUUACCGGCACCGGUAUUAACCCUGCACGGAGUCUUGGUGCAGCCAUCAUCUACAACAAGGAUCAUGCCUGGGAUGAUCAUUGGAUAUUCUGGGUCGGACCGUUCAUCGGGGCAGCACUUGCAGCUCUAUACCACCAGGUGGUGAUCAGGGCCAUCCCCUUCAAGUCCAAGUGAUUAUCCUAUAUUCCACUACAUGAAAGCAAUCCCUUCUGCUCAUCAUGAGCAUACUGUUAUGAUCAUUUCAUGAAGAUGAAGACGUGAAAAGUUCUGUUGUAUUUUUCUAUUUCCCUAUUGUUUGGCUUGUGAUUUUGUUGUCUGUAUAUGAAUCUUAUCCAUGUGAGAUGCCAAUUAUGUGAUGGGGCAAUGCUGUCGUCAAAGAGUGUUUUUUAAUCAAAGUUCAACAGAAGAGUAGGUUGGCUUUGGUGUCAUUGUAAAUGAGAGAUUGUUGUAAUAAAAUAAAUUAUAGCACAA
This is a messenger RNA of Sesamum indicum (sesame), 1286 nucleotides long. RefSeq names its product aquaporin PIP1-2-like. The record is from RefSeq and is a predicted model, not a curated record. Gene Ontology annotation, cellular component: membrane. Gene Ontology annotation, molecular function: channel activity. Gene Ontology annotation, biological process: transmembrane transport. Lineage: Eukaryota; Viridiplantae; Streptophyta; Magnoliopsida; Lamiales; Pedaliaceae.